Frieseomelitta varia is the source of this 1150-nucleotide messenger RNA. RefSeq names its product 60S acidic ribosomal protein P0 (gene RpLP0). Gene Ontology annotation, cellular component: cytosolic large ribosomal subunit. The transcript is spliced from 5 exons. Bases 96 to 1055 code for a protein of 319 amino acids. Gene Ontology annotation, molecular function: structural constituent of ribosome; large ribosomal subunit rRNA binding. Lineage: Eukaryota; Metazoa; Arthropoda; Insecta; Hymenoptera; Apidae. Gene Ontology annotation, biological process: ribosomal large subunit assembly; ribosome biogenesis; cytoplasmic translation. The record is from RefSeq and is a predicted model, not a curated record.
UAAGAUAUAGUUUGCGUCAGAGAACUUCCUCCUCCUUCUAUGCAGCAGCUGUAAACUUUGCCGAGUCCUUAAACGUUCCCUAUACACACUUCAAGAUGGGUAGGGAGGACAAGGCAACGUGGAAGUCCAAUUAUUUUACAAAACUUGUUCAACUAUUGGAUGAUUAUCCAAAAUGUUUUAUUGUGGGUGCUGACAAUGUUGGCUCUAAACAAAUGCAACAAAUCCGUAUGUCUCUUCGUGGAAAUGCUGUUGUAUUAAUGGGAAAAAACACUAUGAUGAGGAAAGCUAUUCGCGGUCAUAUUGAACGUAAUGCUGCCCUUGAAAAACUUCUUCCACAUAUUCGUGGAAACGUUGGUUUUGUUUUUACACGUGGAGACUUAAUUGAAGUAAGAGAUAAACUAUUGGAAAACAAAGUCAGAGCACCAGCUAGAGCAGGUGCUAUUGCACCAUUAAGUGUAAUUAUCCCUGCACAAAACACUGGUCUUGGUCCUGAAAAAACAUCAUUCUUCCAAGCUUUGAGCAUUCCUACCAAGAUUUCUAAGGGUACUAUUGAAAUUAUUAAUGAUGUACAUAUUUUAAAACCAGGGGAUAAAGUAGGUGCAUCUGAAGCCACUCUUUUAAAUAUGUUGAACAUCUCUCCAUUUUCAUAUGGUUUACUUGUUGAACAAGUCUAUGAUUCAGGUACUAUUUUUGCACCUGAAAUUUUAGAUAUCAAACCAGAAGAUCUACGUGAAAAAUUUAUGGCUGGAGUGGCAAAUUUGGCUGCAGUAUGUUUAGCUAUUGGCUAUCCUACAAUAGCUAGUGCACCUCAUAGUAUUGCUAAUGGAUUCAAAAAUCUGUUGGCAAUUGCUGCUGUGACGGAUGUUGAAUUCGCAGAAGCAGCUACAAUUAAGGAAUAUAUCAAAGAUCCAAGUAAAUUUGCCGCUGCUGUUACUGUUUCUGCACCAACUGCUACUGCUGCUGCUGCAGAAGCACCAGCUGCAGAGAAGAAAGAAGAAAAGAAACAAGAAUCUGAAUCAGAAGAUGAAGAUAUGGGAUUCGGUUUAUUUGACUAAAAUACAGGUGUACAUACAUAUAUAUGUAUGUAUUAUUAUACAUAACUAAUCAUGUAUUUUAAUAAAUUAAAACUUCAAGAAAGAUUCAUAACAAA